This is a messenger RNA of Acanthopagrus latus (yellowfin seabream), 3709 nucleotides long. RefSeq names its product forkhead box C1b (gene foxc1b). The coding region runs from base 1785 to 3200 and encodes 471 amino acids. Gene Ontology annotation, molecular function: DNA-binding transcription factor activity, RNA polymerase II-specific; RNA polymerase II cis-regulatory region sequence-specific DNA binding. Lineage: Eukaryota; Metazoa; Chordata; Actinopteri; Spariformes; Sparidae. Gene Ontology annotation, biological process: anatomical structure morphogenesis; cell differentiation; regulation of transcription by RNA polymerase II. The record is from RefSeq and is a predicted model, not a curated record. The transcript has a single exon.
AACUGCAUCCUUUUUAAUAAUUUAACUAUUUAAAACAAUGAAAAUAAAAAUGAUAAAAAUAAAACAAAAGAAAGUAGAUGCUUUGGUUUCCUUCAUGUAUCAAAUAAAAUGACACGAUUCCACUUCUGAAAUUAUUUGAUUCACACGUUCAGCCUCUAACUUUUUCACUUCUGAUACAUUUUUGACAUAAAAACGUGCAUUUAAAACAAAGAUGGUUCAGGUUUAUCAAAACAAUUUGCUGAUUAAAUUAAGAAGAAAAUAUGUAUCGAAAUAUAUUUAUCCUAAAAUACGCACAAAGGCUGUGCUGAGUAAAUGUGCCCUUGGCAACAAAUCAGCAGUACAACAAUUAGACCAAAAAACUAGUUUUUUUUUUUAAAAAACAUCAAAUAAUAAAACGGUGUUGCACUUUGAAAUGUAUGAUCACAAACUUUGAUAAUAUAAUAUAAAUGUAUUAUCCUCUGCCAGCCUAAAAACAAAAUGGAUAAACCACCUUCUUCCUUUCGUCUCCAUCUAUGUGAUGUUUUCAAACGAUUAUUUGCAUCAGGCUGAAAACACACACUUGUUGUUUUUAGCCGUACAAUCAACACGCCGACACACAACUUUCUACAGAGGCCAUGUGGACUUGUGAUAGCUCUGUUAACACCCGAUCAGUGUGAAUGACAUUUGGGGGUCCUCAUCUGAAAAGAAAAAAAAAAAAAAAAUCCCACCUCGCUCUCUCGCACCCCGGGGACCUUCUUCUCACCCAUCCCGACCAAAUGAUCUUCAUUUAACCUUUAAUUAGUUUCCACACACCGCCCACCGGCGCUGUCGGGGGGCAGGAGGAGGGAGGUGGAGGGAGAUGGAGGCAUCCACACUCUUUCAUGUCCGUCUGUUUAUUCAGAGGCUCAGGCGCAGCUGAUAGAGAGAUUCUCACACUCUGCUCCCUGAUUAGGAUUCGCUCGUUUUGCAUUUCUAAUCUGCGACACCUUCGGUCUGAUCGGAGGUUUUACGCAUCCACCCAGGUUAAUUAACAAGAAUGUGAACGUUAAUUAGGGAGAAUGCCCACACGGUUCGGGCCUAUGGAGCUGACGUGACACAAAUACAACAGAAUAUACACGUAUACGAGGCAGUCGGGGUAAUUUUACCAGGAGCUUUAUUUUGGAUCAUUUUAACUUUUACGCACUUUUCUGCCGUUUUGGUGUUUCGGAGACGGAGAGGAAGAAGCCUUAACGGCUUGCACCAAAAAAAAAAACUUUAUGUACUCAUUUUUAAAAUUGACCAAUAAGAGGUUAUUUUCUCACUCGCAAUAUAAUGUAUAAAUUAAAAAUAAUAAAUGUUUGGCAGUUUGGGUCUUUACCUGAAUUUUUCGGUAUUUCAGGCACACCCUUCGCAUUUUAAUAACUCCGCGCUGAGGGGAGAGGGUGAGGAGCGUGAGGAGAGUGAGGAGGAGGAGGAGGGUGUAGUAACUUUUGUCGCCAUGCAGCUUUUCCACAGGUUCACUCCUCCAAUUGGAUGUUGGAGCACACAUUCGGGGAGGAGCAGCCCGAGCAGCCAAAAGGGAGGAAAAAAUGUGAAGGGUAAUUCCUCGCUGUGUAGACUCAGCCUUCCUUUCAGCCUCCUCAGUCUCCCAAAUGUUCACUGCAGCAGCGCGCGUUCUCUCCGGUUCACCGUGGCCAGCUGUGCCUUAAAAAAAAAAAAAGGACUUCCAGACAGAAGAGGGACAGUUACAGAACCGGAGCACACGCUGAAGUUGUGAGAGUUUGUAGGGGGGAAGUAGUUUGGGGAGGUUUUACGCAUUGCGCAGGAUGCAGGCGCGCUACUCCGUCUCCAGCCCCAACUCUUUGGGAGUUGUGCCGUACAUCAGCAGCGACCAGAGCUACUACCGGGCCGGCGGUGGAUACACCGGGAUGCCUGCGCCCAUGAGCAUGUACUCCCAUGCGGCCCACGACCAGUACCCGGCCAGCAUGGCCCGCGCGUACGGACCGUACACCCCUCAGCACCAGCCGAAGGACAUGGUGAAACCCCCCUACAGCUACAUCGCUCUCAUCACCAUGGCCAUCCAGAACUCGCCGGAGAAGAAGAUCACCCUGAACGGGAUUUAUCAGUUUAUCAUGGAGAGGUUCCCCUUCUACCGGGACAACAAGCAGGGCUGGCAGAACAGCAUCAGGCACAAUCUGUCGCUCAACGAGUGUUUUGUCAAAGUGCCCCGGGACGAUAAGAAGCCGGGUAAGGGCAGCUACUGGACCCUGGACCCGGACUCCUACAACAUGUUCGAGAACGGCAGCUUUCUACGGCGCCGGAGGAGGUUCAAAAAGAAGGACGUGCUGAAGGACAAGGAUGAUCGGGACAGACAGGGGAAAGACCCCUCUGCCCGCACCCCGGGCCAGGAGCAGGACCCGCCGGGGCAGGGCUCUCAGCCGGUGCGGAUCCAGGAUAUAAAGACAGAGAACGGGACCACAACGCCGCCGCAGGCCGCGUCCCCGGCCCUGAGCGCCGUGGCCAAGAUCGAGAGCCCCGACAGCAGCAGCAGCAUGUCAACAGGCAGCCCGCACAGCGUGCCGUCCACCCGGUCACUCAGCAUGGACGGACCCGAGCACCACCACCACGGCCAGGCCCAGGCGCAGGGCUUCAGCGUGGAUAACAUAAUGACCACCCUGCGGGGGUCUCCGCAGGCCGAGCUGUCCCCGCCGCUCAUCGCCUCCUCCCGGACAGGUAUCACUCCCUCGCUGUCGCUCAACUACUCCCCCAACCAGACGCCCGCGUACAGCUCGCCGACCUGCAACCAGAACGUCGUCUCCACGAACUCCAACGCGACCUAUCACUGCAACAUGCAAGCCAUGAGCCUGUACGCGGGGGACAGAUCAUCCGGCGGCCACCUGGCGCCCUCCACCACGGUGGAGGAGGCUCUGCCCGACUAUUGCAUCACCACGACCACCGCGUCCCCGCUCGGACACGGCAACCUGAGCCAGGCGGGCCAGGACGGCCACCACGCGCACCAGGGACGACUCACGUCCUGGUACGGGGACCUGAGCCACCUGAGCCCGGCUUACCCGGCGCAGCAGCAGAACUUCCACUCUGUGCGGGAGAUGUUCGAGUCCCAGCGGAUCGGGCUGAACGGCUCCCCGGUCAACGGGAAUAAUAGCUGUCAGAUGGCUUUCCCCUCCGGCCAGUCCAUCUACCGCACCUCAGGAGCGUUUGUUUAUGACUGCAGCAAGUUCUGAGCGCCACAGCGUGUCUUUUAAAUUAAUAACUCUAAUAUAUGUUUUCUAUAUUUUUUUUUUUUGUUGUACUUUUCGUCUUUCAUUCACACACCGAAUGGACUCAGAGACUUUUCUGUCGAGGCGUGUGUAACACCACAAACACGUAAGUGUCUUCCCUCUCACUUUGACAACUGUUUAUAAAGAUGGCGCGAAUACCAGCAGCUUUCAUGACUAUAGACUGUAAAUUAUAGCCUAAUAUAGUAAUUUAUUUUUUAGGAAAAGGGAGUGGAUGGAUACUGAGGACCAAACUCUUAAAAAAAAGUUUUUUCCAGUUUUUCCUUAUCGCUGCCUUUAUUUGUCCCAGUUCUUGUAUAGAAACAGAGGGGGGACUUUGUAGUCUGUACUGACUUAUUUUAUUCCUUUUGUCUAAUUUGUUUUAAAAAAAAAAAAAAAACUAUUUUGAAGGCAUUACAUUUUGUUUGUUUAAUAAAGUGCCGUCUAUUUGAUUUAAACCUGAGUGAUUUAUUAGC